AUUAAGAUCAAAAUUUGAGGGGCUAGAGUAGCAAUUUACCCUAAAUAAAAUAAUAGAUUCGAAACCAACAAACCCUUGAAAUGGCGCCAUCAAAUAGAAACAACUAAAAGAAUCCGGGAACAAGGAAGCUUUCGUCUUCAAAAAAUGUUACUGGGGAAAACCAUCAAGCACCUUCCCUCCAUUCCCAUUAACAAAUCUUUCCCUCGCUUUUCUUCCUCCCUUUCCGUUCUCUCAGCUCACGACCCGACAUCCGACUCGGAUCCAUAUGCUCUUUUAAAGCAGGACCCAAUUGACAUCUGCCUUUCAAUAUGGGUUAAAUCCUUCUCUUCACACUCACCCACCGCCACUUUCCCAAACCUCACCGGCUUCCUCUCAAAAUUUGAUCUCUGGGUGUUAGCCUACCAACGCUCCUGCGCUCACGUGACCGGCACCUUCCCUCCCCGCAACGCCAUCCACUCCCAGACCCUCCAUUCCCUUCUCUCCCUCCAAAGCGCAGUCGUUCACGGCCGCUUCAAGUGGAACAACAAGACCCAUCAGCUUAUUCGUAGCCCAAACGACAAGCCGUCGACGAGUUUAAUCUCAAAGAGAAAACUUCAAGCUAUGCUUCAAUCGCCUGACCCCUGUUUUCAGGACCGCGUUGUUCAAGAGGUUCUUUUGAUGGUCCUGGAACCUAUUUUUGAACCCCGGUUUUCAAGUAAUUCUCAUGCCUUUAGGCCUGGAAGGAGUGCCCAUAGCGUUAUCCGCACAAUUCGGAGUAACUUUGCUGGGUAUCUUUGGUUUUUAAGAGGUGAUUUGAGUGAGUUAUUUGAUAAUGUGGGUGUAAAUGUAAUCAUGGGUUGUCUCGAAAAGGUUGUAAAAGAUAAGAAAGUUUUGAAUUUGAUUAAAUCUGGGCUCAACCAGCCUGUUAAGAAGAGAUUGAAGAGCGAUGACGAUGGUGGUGGUGGCGGUGGCGGUGGAGAUUUGAAGAGCAAAAGGAUGAAAAAAAGAAAGGCUACUAAGAAGAAGAUUUUGAAUGAGAAUGAGCCUAAACGACCCUAUUGGUUGAGGACUUUCUUUGAUUUUGCUCCUGAGGAAGCUGCUAAGGUACCUUCUUAUGGUUGUUGUGGAAUUUUGAGUCCUUUACUUUCUAAUGUCUGUCUUAAUGAAUUGGAUCAAGUGAUGGAAGAGAAGAUAGUUAAGUUUUUUAGGCCGUCUAAGCAUGAUUCGAUAUGGAAAGAUACAAUUAAUGAUGGAUGUCAUAACCCUUCUUGGCCUGAGUUUGUUCCGUCUAGUGGCAGAGAGAAAACUAGGAAAAUGGAUUACAUAAGACAUGGAAGUCAUUUCUUGAUUGGCAUUCGAGGACCCAGAGAGGAUGCAGUGCAAAUUAGAAAGGAAAUAAUAGAGUUCUGUGAGAGCGAAUUUGGGAUAAGGUUGGAUAACUCAAAAGUGGAGAUAGAACACAUAAGUAGAGGAAUUCAAUUCUUGGACCAUAUAAUUUGUAGGAGAGUGAUACACCCUACCCUUCGUUACACAGCUAGUGGAGGGAAUAUUGUGAGUCAAAAGGGCAUAGGGACUUUGCUUUCGGUUACAGCUAGUUUACAGCAAUGUAUUCGUCAGUUCAGGCGGCUUCACUUUGUCAAGGGUGAUAAGGAUCCUGAGCCUCUGCCUUGUACCCCAAUGCUCUACUCGAGUCAAGCUCAUACAAAUUCACAGAUGAAUAAGUUUCUUGAGACCAUGGCUGAUUGGUACAGAUAUGCUGAUAAUCGAAAGAAAGUUGUUGGCUUUUGUGCUUAUGUGAUUCGUAGCUCUUUAGCUAAACUGUAUGCUGCAAGGUAUAGGCUAAAAUCUCGUGCCAAGGUGUAUAGGAUAGCUUCACGUGAUCUUAGUCGUCCAUUGAGGGAGAGUAGCAACAAUUCAGCACCGGAAUACUCUGACCUUUUAAGGAUGGGACUUGUUGACGCAAUUGAAGGUGUUCAGUUCUCACAUAUGUCUUUGAUUCCGUCUUGUGAUUACACUCCAUUUCCAAGGAAUUGGGUACCAGACCAUGAGCAGCUUUUGCAUGAGUAUAUUAGACUACAAGACCCAAAAUUCUUCUGCCACUUGCAUAGAUCGAUAAAACGUGAAGGCCUAAGUUUACCUCAAGAUGAGAUAUCGGGGAUUGUGUGGGAUUAUAAGACUCUGGGAAUUUGGAGAUAUCGGUCUAAUACUGGCAAAGAAACAAAAGAGGGUUCGGAAUAAAAGAUGGAUGGCUUAUUUCCAUUUUUCGAGUGAAGUUGGAGGACUUAUUUGGGUUUUAUGCCAAUUAAGAGGUAUGCCUUCAAUAUUUAGUUUUCAUGAUUUUCUCAUAAAUGGGUAUUUGCUCUUUCUGUUAUUGAUGUCAGAAAUUUAUUUUUGCUUGUAAAUGGGUUUGUUCAUUGAGGAAUCUUACAUUUGUUAAUUUUAUUUGUCCUUUUUCAUUGAAUUUUUUUUAUUAAUAUCCAACACUGACAUCAGUUUUUGUUUAUUUUUUGUUUUCAUAAUAUAUAUCUCAAAAAUCUAAUUUAUUUUUACAGUGAAUGGAAAAAAAAUCUUGAUUUUAAUCAUGGAAGAAAUAUCUGUUGUCAUUGCCACCAUAAGAAGUGGCAAUUAUUGCAGCAACAUCAUAGUUAAAGACUAAAGAGGGAAAAAAAUGUGAUUUUAGUUUGCUGAAUGCUGGUGGAUAUAUACUGCUGAGGGUGGACUUUCUAGAAAUUUGUCUGGUUUUGAUUUCUGUGUUUUUUAGUGAAAAAGGCAUCGGGAUCUUUUGAGGAAACACUCUAGGUGCAAUCUUUGUUUCCUUUUAUUUAUUGUGAUUAUUUUACCUUGCAAGUCUUCAACAGUGUAUAUCAUAUAAUUUUUAUUCAGGAAAAAUCAACAGAUACAAAGUGCAGUUGUCUUUUUAUGAGCCUUAGUGGCUCCAGAAGACUUUCCAUCACAUUCAACCAUAAAACAAAUUAAUUGCUCUCAAAACCUAAGCUGCAUAAUAUUGUCUUCUGCCACAUUUUAUAAGGUCCUUUUUCUUUUUGAUACUUUUCCCUCAGUUCAACCACUACUGAUCUAUUCAGAUAGUUAUAUAAAGCUCUAUAACCUUUCAUAGAAUGAAGAAGCUUAUGCUUUGCAUCAAUGUUUCAUUUCCUGUUUUUUUACAGUAUAGGCUCUAGGUCUCAUCAAAUUCAUUCCUUUCUUUAGUUAUAAAACACAAUUCCACACAUAUAUCAGAAUAGGUUAAAUCAUGUUUUGUUCUGUAGCCUCAAGAUAGAAAUUCUAGCUAUGUUAUCGGUUGAGAUUUUGGGAGUUUUGAGUGAUCUACCGGACACAUGAGGAGUAUUGUGAUUUCUGUAAGAUAGGUUGUUAUGAUAAAGGAAGAAUGAACCUCAUAGGAUGAGAUUGUGAGAGCAAAAGAUCUGAAAUUAGGAAUCAAACGGAAAAAAGUUAUGAUUUAAGAUAAUCAUUUUGAGAAUAUGCUACAAACAGAAUCAAAUAUAGUUGCAACAUACGGUAAUAAUAAAGAUGAUGAUGGCAGUGAUAAGGAUAUUGCCAAGUUAUUGAAACAAGUCAUAAUCAAAGAUAAUCAAGACUGCAGUCUAGAUUAACUGCUAACAUAUUGUCUCAUAUGACAAAGGACUUUCAUGCAAACAAAGGCUGAAUAUAGAGCUAGAAAAAAAAAAUUAGAGAAAGAAAGAAAAGGCGGCAGAUAUAGGUAAUGCAUUGUAUGAUUUUUAGCAUCCAAAUCCUUGGUUCAGCUAUCAGGAAUUGACAAUAUCUAGAUCAAACGGAAGGUCUCCAGAGGUUACACUUUGAAAUAUAGCCCUGCUUGUUGAAUGAAACCAUCAACUAAUUCUUCAACCACAUGGCCCAUGAGACUGUUGCCUGCCUUUGCUGUGUUAGGACGCUGACCAUGCUGAGGAACUGCAGCAAAGGCUGGCACACUUGCUGUAUAACCAUUCAUUUGAUGAAUAGGUUGUGGAACAUGCUGAUUAACAGCCAAAGUUGGCAUACUUGCUGUAUAAUCAUUCACUUUGUAAGGUUGUCUCCAAUUUGAUGAACUGGCUUCAAGAAUUGGAUUUGAAUUAUGAACAUAUGGAACACAGAUUUGUUGUUGUGGUAUAGGUAUUACUGGUUGAGAACCAUGGUGAAAUGCUGAACCUGAAUAUGGAAGCUUGGUCAUGAAUUUGGAAAAUUGGGGAGGGAAACUUCAAGACUUAAGCAGUUGGGGCUGUUGCUGUUUUAGUUGGAUGUAUGUGACCGGUUGAGCUUAAGCGUUGGCUCUAUCAGCAUGGUAUAGAAGUUGCUCCUGAUGUGUUUGUUGGACUUGAAUUGCUCUGACAGGUUGAAUUUGAAUAUUGGAACUACUGCUGUGAUGCAGUGUUUGCUCCUGUGUGUGUUGGAUCCCGUGACAGGUUGAGAUGAGUACUGGCUACAAUGUUGUGGCAAAGCAGUUGAUCCUGCUGUGUCUGUUGGAAGCCUGUGACAGGUUGAAGGUGACUGCAUGCUCCAUUGGCCUGCUCUGCAGUUGCUCCUCCUGUGUUUGUUGAGUUUGGAUCUCUCUUACUGGUUGGAAUUGAGUAUUGGCACUAUCAGUAGGGCACAGAAUCUGUUGCUUCUCUGUUGGAUCUCUGCUGCAGGCUGCAAUUGGUUGGCCAUGGCACAGUUCAUGUGAACAUCAUAUUUUUGCAGGAGCCACACCUAUACAGCCUGUGGUUUGAACCAUAUUGCUUGCAGAUGUCACACUGAAAUUUCUUC
Molecule: messenger RNA, 4740 nt
Organism: Theobroma umbraticum
Lineage: Eukaryota; Viridiplantae; Streptophyta; Magnoliopsida; Malvales; Malvaceae
Product: nuclear intron maturase 1, mitochondrial-like
Biological process (GO): mRNA processing
Source: RefSeq, a predicted model, not a curated record